AUGUACCAGUUCCGGGCAGCACUGGGAGUUGGGAGCUCACGACCAGCCAUCGGGUCGGCCAAGCGGCAUCUACGAGACACAGCGGUGUCUGAGUUCCCCAACUCGUUGAAGGAAGAGCGAACUCUUUCGGGUCACCAUUCAUCGUCUGCUGAAUUCCGAGAGGAGCGAGUUAGAAGAUGUCCAAGGUCCAAGAGCUUGUCCAAGCAUGACAACUCCGCUCUUGGUUCGUUUUCCCAAGAGCUUUCAUGCAGCUUUGCUUCACGUGAAUGCUGGAUGGUCAGCCAGCCUUUUCAAAUACCGGCACAUGUAGCCAAGACAAAGGGUUGCUUUCUUCUGGAUCUUUCACUGUAG
This is a messenger RNA of Seminavis robusta, 351 nucleotides long. NCBI's taxonomy places the organism in Eukaryota, Bacillariophyta, Bacillariophyceae, Naviculales, Naviculaceae. The record is from the annotation of a GenBank genome assembly.